Maylandia zebra (zebra mbuna) is the source of this 464-nucleotide messenger RNA. NCBI's taxonomy places the organism in Eukaryota, Metazoa, Chordata, Actinopteri, Cichliformes, Cichlidae. The record is from RefSeq and is a predicted model, not a curated record.
GAUGUUCCUGUGCUGUUGGCUGGUUCUGGGGGCUCUCUUCCCCGCAACCUUAAGCAUCAAUCCUGGAGUAAAGGUCAGGUUGACAGAAAAAGGCAUUGAAUAUGGCAGGCAACUGGGUAUGGCUGACAUGCAGCAGAAACUCAAUUCUAUCCAAGUUCCAGACUUUUCAGGGGAACAGAGGGUGUCUCCGAUUGGAAAAGUCCAGUACAAUUUGUCAAAUAUACAUGUAUUGAAGGUGGGAAUACCAAAGUCUUCAGUGGACCUGGUGCCAGGGACUGGAGUCAGAAUGUCUAUAGGUGAUGCCUUCAUCAGUCUGAAUGGAAACUGGAGGGUCAAGUACCUGCGAAUAAUGUGAGUGAGGUAACAUCUCUUCUUUAGAGAAGUAAUUUAUCUGCUUAAAAAUAUAAUGUGCAUCAAUACCAGAUCAGAUGACCUGCCUGAAAAUAACAAACCAGAAAACAUGG